CAGCCGCGGGAAGCCCGCCCUAGCUGGGCUGCGCGCGUGUCCUACCGCCGCUCGGCUCGCUCCACCCCGGCCGCUCUUCCUCCCGCCAGUACCUCUCCCAUGUGCUGCCAUGCGACCUCCGGCGUCCCGCUCCGGGCUGGGCGCCUUGGCGCUCGUCCUGGUAGCCUGCGCCUCUCUCUGCACAGGUCUAACGUGUGUGUGCCAGUUGUGUGAAAAAACAAACUUCACCUGUGAAACUGAGGGAGCAUGCUGGGCUUCUGUCAUGCUAACAAAAAACGGUAGACAAGAAGUAAUAAAGGCGUGUGUCUCCCUGCCACAACUGAAAGCACAAAUCUUCUGCCACAGUUCUAAGAACAUAACCAAGACAGAAUGCUGCUAUACAGAUUUCUGCAACAACAUCACCAUUCACCUGCCCACAGGUCCAGAUGCUGCAAGGAAAUCAAAGCUGGGCCCUGUGGAACUGACGGUGGUUAUAACUGUACCAGUAUGUGUCUUGUCUAUAGCUUUAAUGCUGACUCUGUGCACACAUCAAGGCAACAACUGCAGAUUCAGGAAGAAAAGAAGACAAAACAUUGAAGAGCCUCUGUCUGAAUGCAGUCUGGUGAACCCAGGGAAGACUCUCAAAGAUCUGAUUUUUGAUAUGACGACGUCAGGUUCUGGAUCUGGCUUGCCUCUGCUUGUCCAAAGAACAAUUGCAAGAACAAUAGUUCUUCAGGAAAUAGUAGGAAAGGGUCGAUUCGGCGAAGUCUGGCGUGGAAAAUGGUGUGGAGAAGACGUGGCUGUGAAGAUCUUUUCCUCGAGAGACGAAAGGUCUUGGUUUCGUGAAGCAGAAAUCUACCAGACCAUUAUGCUGAGGCAUGAAAAUAUCUUGGGUUUUAUUGCUGCCGAUAACAAGGAUAAUGGGACUUGGACUCAGCUGUGGCUUGUCUCGGAAUACCAUGACCAAGGUUCUUUGUUUGACUACUUAAACAACAACACUGUAACAGCCAACGGCAUGAUCAGGCUGACAUUUUCCAUAGCAAGUGGCUUAGCCCAUCUUCACAUGGAGAUCGUUGGCACUCAAGGCAAACCAGCCAUUUCCCACAGAGAUCUGAAAUCUAAAAACAUUUUAGUCAAAAGGAAUGAAACCUGUGCCAUUGCUGACCUGGGACUGGCUGUCAAGCAUGACUCUCUGUUGAACACAAUUGAUAUACCUCAGAAUUCUAGAGUGGGAACCAAGAGGUACAUGGCUCCAGAAAUACUUGAUGACACGAUGAACAUAAGUAUCUUCGAGUCCUUCAAGCGUGCAGAUAUCUACUCUCUUGGGCUGGUGUACUGGGAGAUAUCCCGAAGAUGCUCAGUUGGAGGAAUUGUUGAGGAGUACCAGUUACCUUACUAUGAUGCUGUGCCUUCUGAUCCUUCAAUAGAAGAUAUGAGAAAAGUAGUUUGUGAGCAAAAACAUAGACCAAAUAUCCCAAAUCAGUGGCAAAGCUGUGAGGCACUCAGAGUAAUGGGCCGGAUAAUGCGCGAGUGCUGGUACGCCAAUGGGGCAGCUCGACUGACAGCGCUUCGCAUUAAGAAGACCAUUUCUCAGCUCUACGUACAAGAAGAUUCCAAAGCUUAGAUUUGCACACCCCCACAGAAGAGGAAAGGGGGGGGAUUCUAUUGGUUUUUUUGUGUUUUGCAUUUGUUUUGAUUUCUCUCUCUCUCUCUCUCUACCUCACAUGAUGCGGAGCACAGUAUUUAAGAGCCCAAAGCAGAGUACUGGAAAUUAACUUCAUUGGUUGUUCAAAGGUUAAUUUCCAGCUGGUUCAUGAUGUCCACAGACUGCCUUGCCUGGUUAAUGAAAACGGGAUCUGGUCCACCCAAGUGUUCCACUGUGGGACAUCACUUGCCCUGCACCUGCCAUGCAAGCCCUUAAGCAUUUAAGGCACAACUGAGAGAGCAUGGAGGAGGUCAGGAUGCAACCACACCUAGGACUUUUGUAGUCUGUGCAGAUGGUAUGCAAAGUAACUGAAGAAACUAGAGCAUUUAAGGUUUGCAUUCUAAGUGAAACCCGAAUAUAAUAUUCUGCGUAUUUAUUCUGUGCUAAGAUAUAUUGCCUGCCUGAGCCACACUCCCCCCCCCCCCUUCUGUAAAUCUCACAAGAUGAAUAGCUUUUCAGGUCAUCUAAAGAACUGAGACUUAAGCCACGAGACCUCACACAACAUAGACCUAGAGCUUUCUUCCUCAUGGGAUUUCAAGUGUGACUACAGGCUAGAAGGUAUGUCUUGGAAAAUCUCCAUGGGAUCUGGAGCAUUAAUAUGCCCA
Messenger RNA from Lacerta agilis (Sand lizard), 2289 nucleotides. RefSeq names its product activin A receptor type 1C (gene ACVR1C). The coding region runs from base 110 to 1603 and encodes 497 amino acids. The record is from RefSeq and is a predicted model, not a curated record. Gene Ontology annotation, cellular component: activin receptor complex; plasma membrane. Lineage: Eukaryota; Metazoa; Chordata; Lepidosauria; Squamata; Lacertidae. Gene Ontology annotation, biological process: protein phosphorylation; nervous system development; activin receptor signaling pathway. The transcript has 9 exons. Gene Ontology annotation, molecular function: activin receptor activity, type I; ATP binding.